GUUGUUGUUGUUGCUGCUGCUGUUGUUUCUCCCGUUGGUAGUUCCCUGGGAUUGGUUUUUUCCUAUUAUUUUCUCCCAACUUUUUUUUCUUCUCAGUUUCCCCUCCAUCCCUCAUCCCCGCUGGUGCUUCUUGGUCCGAUUCGGCCGGUAACACCAACCACCCUUCUUGCAGUCAACUCGGGGACCCCGCUCAAUGACGCAGAACGUCACAUUGCUAGUUGCCUCCAAGAUCGCUCAGUGUGUUUCCUCUCUCGCCGCUCUCUCUGACGUUUCCAAGCGACAGAGCUCUUCUCCAGUCAUCGCCGAACUUCGCAAGGUCGUCGCACAGUACGGGACCGACGCCUACCACUUUCUUCUAAGGCGCCUGUUCUGGUCGAUCAACUUUUCCACCGAGUCGGACAUUUCUGACGCCCCCGUCGUCCGUUUCUUUGGUGAAGAGGUCGCAUCGCUUCUCGAACGACCCAACUUUGCGUCUGCGCUUUGCCUCGCGCUCCAACCGGUUGCCAGCGACGAGCCAGCCGCAUCCCGCACUCUUCCAAACUCGGCUGCCGUUUCCGAGGCUCUCUUUGGAUUUUUUGGCCACUUCCCUCGCAUCCUCAAGCUCUCUCUAGUACAGAGCUUUGUUGUGGCUCUCGGGCUCCUCCAGUCCUCGUCGAGUGAAAUCCAGUCACUGAGUCUCCAGUUUGUGACGAGCCACUUUGCCACCCUCGUUUCAUCGGCGUCCGCUCCCUCACAACCGCCCGUCUCGGAAGCGCUUCUCCGCAACCUUCUCGAGCACCUCGUUGCCUCCUCGUCUGAGAUUGGUCUGAAGAAGGAUCAGCUCGCCGAGGUCGUCCACACUUUUCAAGCGCAGUACCCGUUGGAUGUUGUGCCGCUUACCCUCGCUCCUUUCCUCUACCACAGCAAAAAGCAGGACGUCAGCAUCGACACUAUCUUUCCAGUCGACCAAUCGAUCGGAUUUAGCAGCUCUACAUCUAUGGCGGCGUCCGUUGUUUCACAAGUGACGGCGCAUGUCACGCUCGCCAACUUGAUGCGCGAACUGGGCUAUGCCUCGUGCGCAUCCCUCAGCUCGGUGCACGAGCUGCUGGACUAUUAUCCACCCGCCACCAUCACCCCUGUCGUCGUUGCUCGCGUGCUCGGCAUGAUGGCAGGCACCCUUUCGGGACUCGAGGACACCCUCCCUUUGCAAAGUACCAGCGGCGCGUGGGGCGCAGCGGGAGGCUCUUCCAGCCCCUGGGACCGAAAACAACCAUCACAACAAGCCUCCUCCAACGACGACUCAUCACACAAGCCCACAACAUGGAAUGUUGCCCCUUUCAUCGAUGUCGUGAAGGAAAUCCAGCCAUCCCUCAACUUUGUGGAGGUCAUCUUUGCCUUGGACUACGAGGGCUUGACAGUUGACGGCGGCGAGGGCUUCACCUUCCUCUCGCGAGCCAUUUUGCGGGGCAUGGGUCUGGAAGAGACGGCCCCCACCCCGUUCACUUCAGACUUUCUCUUCCGACCAUGGCAACACGUUGCCUCCCAACUAGUCAUGCUGACUGCCGCCUUGUCUGCACCUCCAUCGGUCUUCUCGUUUGCAACGAACGACUCUCGACAAGCGUGCGCAGACUGGCUCGCCAUCGCCUCGUCCAGCACAGAAACAAACGAGCAGCAAGUACAGAACUGGACUUGCCAGGAGUUGAUUGACACGCUCCUCGCCAUCGGUGCCAAUGCAGAAAUGGAGAUGAACGUCAACUCGCUCUUUUUGCCCGCCAUUCGCGCAUGUCCAGAGCUGCUUUUGUUUGGCCUGGUCAAGUCACGUUGCCCGUCGUCGCCACUGCAAUUGGACUUGGCCCGCGCCAUCAUUACACAGCUUGUGCAGCCAGUGGCCGAGGGCGCUCCACCAUCCCCGAUUCCCGUCGCUCUCUUCCAGCAAAUCUGGCAAGUCAAUGACCGGUUUGUCCUCCAAGCACUUGCCGAGUGGAAUGCUAUCGACGACGACGACCGAUGGUUUGUCCGGCUGUCUCAGACCCUCGACAUUGUCCAAGCACUGAACGCAUUGCCCCAGUUCCUCGACGCCCAACCCUACACGUUCUCUGUCGAGCUGGCUGCUGUUGCUGCUCGGAAAAACUUGCUCGUGUUGUCCAAGUGGCUCGCUGACAAGCUGCAGCGACCAGAUGCCUCCAGCGGAGCAUCGCCUCAACAGCAGCAACGACACGCCCAACAACGCUCGGAAUUUGCACUUGCGGCUGCACGAUUCCUGGAGCGUCGUUUCCUCGAGGUCCAUCCUUCAUCGCCCGUUCGCAUUCCACCAGAUCUUGUUGCACUCUUUGUGCGAACGCUCCAGCCCUUGAUGAACACUUUUCCAAAGGAGAUUACCAGCGCUUUGCAGAAUGUGCUCGUCCCUUGCCUCCGUCAAGGUGGUCUGGGCAUUGACGUGGAAGAGUUUCUGCGCUCCAUUGGCAAAGGCCCCAUGGACGCGCUCCAACAGCAGCAGCAACAACAGCAACAGCAACUACAACAACAACAACAGCAACAACUUGACAGCUCCCUCAGCGACGGUGCGACAUAUCCGCCAGAUGUCCAAGCCGAAGCCACCGGUGAACUGCAGCAAGUGUUCAAGGGCAGCAUGUCGGUGGAGCGGUUUGUCGACCGUGUCAAGCUGCUCAAGUCCUCAGCGUUCCCGCGCGACCAGAUGGUGCUGAACUGCCUGAUCAAGGAGCUCUAUUCCGAGUACCUGCACUUGCCUCGGUACGGCGAUGAGACCCUGACCAUUGCCGGCCGCUUGUACGGCUCGCUACUGAGCGAGCGCGUCGUUUCUGGCGUGGUCGGCGCUUCCUUCCUCAAGUUUAUUCUCGAGGGUUUGCGCAAGCCGUCCGAUUCGCGCCUGUUUGUGCGCUUUGCCAUCGUCGGCCUGGAUUGCAUCAAGUCUCGACUCGCCGAGUGGCCGCAGUUUGCGCUCAAGAUUGUCGAAAUUCCCCACUUUUUGCGCUUCCCACCAGAGCUUGUCCAGGCCGUCCGCAACAGCUUGCAGCAAGGUGCAUCGGCUUCUGACGGUAUGCUGAGUGACGUUGCGCUUCAGACAGCCCUUCUCGUCGCAACCCCUGGCGCGUCUGACGGCGGUGUCGCCAACGGCGCCCUGUCGUCGUUCAGCUCACCUGUGGGCAAUGCUGGUGCUGGCAUUUCGCCAUCAAGCAGCUCGGCCUCUUGGUCUGCGGGUGCAGCGACGAGCGCGUCGUCAGGCACCGCCAGCGGCGCUGCUGCCCAGGCAGCCGCUCUCGGCAACCAGCCCAUUCCAGUCAUUCAGCCCGAGGAGGAGCCGGCCCUCGUUGCUGCAGCAGCCGCCCUCUCGUCGCUCCACGCAGGCAACAUCAAGAAGGUCGCCACCGACUUGACCAACGUGCCGCUGCCCGCCUCGGCCAACGGCAAUGUUGUUCGCCUCGCCGAAAUCAUUGCCAAGGCCGUGUAUGACGCUGCCCUGACUGCCGCAGACGGCCUCGUGAUCAACGCAAACGAGACCGCCCCUCUGAGCGUGUCGGGCAGCGGCAGCGGCCGCCUCGAACUCAUUGCUCUGGUGGUGGCCGAGUUGUGUCAGCCCAUCUACCGCACGGCCACCAACAAUGCGUUCAAACGUUGCUUCUUUAACAUUUGCCAAGUCGAGUUUGAGCAUGGCCACAGCGCGCUGGCUGCCAACGAUCGCGACGCGUCCGAGCUGGGCACCGUCAAGCGCCGCCACUAUGGCUGGAUGCUCUUCCUCGGUGAACUCUUCCGCCUUCAUGUGCUUACCACCAAGAUUAUUGUCUAUUGCAUUCGGGCCUUUAUGAGCGGCAAUGGCACUCUGGCGAAUGACGAGGUGCUUCAGAUUCUCUGCAGGACCUUUGCCAUCAUCGGCGCCCCUCUGAGCGUGGCAUCGGUCGAGUGGAUGGACAAGUUCCUGUCCAACUUGGUGGAGGCCAGCGGGCACGCGUCGGCGACCACCCGUCGGCUGAUUAACGAAAUCCGCACGGCUCGGAACAACAACUGGGCGGGCUUGCAUCGUCCUGGCGUCAUUGGCGGUGCGGUUGGUUCUGGUGAAGGGACUGAGCCUGGUACACCCGGCACCCCCGGCACUGGCGGCGACGAUUCCAGCGCUGGCAACUCGUCGCUGAGCAGCCGCAGCGCCACUCCCGGCACGGAAACGCCCGGCACUGCCGCUGCUGCUGCGGCUGCGGCGGCAGCCAGCCAGGGUCCCUCCCUCACGUCGUCUGCCAACAACAUCAAGACUCUGCUGGCUGCGGCCGAGAUGGCCGCCAGUUUCCCCAAGCCCACAGACCAGAUCCAGGAGAAGGUGGCCUUCAUUGUCAACAACAUUUCCAUCUCCAACCUCGACAAGAAGGCCAACGAGCUCAAAAAGCUGCUUGCGCCCGAGUUCUUCCCUUGGUUUGUGCACUAUCUCGUGGUCAAGCGUGCCAGCAUUGAGCCAAACUUCCAUCAGCUGUACCUGGCCUUCUCGGAAAGCCUCAAGAUUCCGCAGCUCCCUCGCAUGCUUCUGGACGAGACGUACUCGGCCAUCCGGAUUUUGCUCGAGUCGGACAAGAUUGGCACCACGCAGGGCUCUUCGGAGCGCAGCCUGCUGAAGAAUCUCGGCUCGUGGCUCGGUCUGAUGACGCUGAGCCGCAACAAGCCCAUUUUGCACCGCGACCUGCCAAUCAAGGACUUGAUCCUUCAAGCCUACGAGACAGACCAGCUGCUGUACGUGGUGCCGUUCGUUGCCAAGGUGCUCGAAGGGUGCAAGUCUCGCAUUUUCAAGCCCCCGAAUCCCUGGCUGAUGGGCAUGAUUGCCGUCCUGAAGGAGCUGCAUUCGCUCCCCGAUCUCAAGCUCAAUCUCAAGUUUGAGGUCGAGGUCUUGUGCAAAAACCUCAACAUUGACAGCAACGAGGUUGUUCCCGCCACUGCGAUCGCGGACAUGCAAAAGCGCAAGCAACUCAUGCAGCAGCAACUCCAGCUGCAGCAGCAGCAGGCUGCUCUGCAACAGGCGCAUGGCCAACUUGGCCACGAUCACCCGCUUCCCACGCACCACGCCAACGUGCCGUUCAGCUCCAUCUCGACGGCCCAGAUUACGACGCUCUCGCCGUUCAUUCACGUGGCACCCAACACCCCGCUCAAUAUGCCUCAGCUCAAGUCGUACAUCUUCCUCGCCAUGGAGCGCUCCAUCAACGAGAUUAUUGGCCCCGUCCUCGACCGCUACUGCCCGAUUGCGUGCGUCACCACCCGCGAGCUCGUGCUCAAGGACUUUGUGCUCGAGCUUGACGAAGCCAAGAUCCGCAAGGCGGCUCAGCUGGCCGUCCAGAACCUUGCCGGCUCUCUCGCGACCGUGACAAGCCGCGAGCCUCUGCGCACCGCCAUGACGUCGCACCUUCGCAACUUUUUGCAGCAGUCCAUGCAGGGCAACAUGGAAUUCCAGGCCAUGCUGGAAGCGUCCAUUCCCCAGCUGGUUGCCGACAACUUGGACCUGGCCUGCACGUUCAUUGAAAAGGCUGCCAUGGAGAAGAGUGUCAUUGCGAUGGAGGCCGAUGAGCAGUUUGCCACCAACAUUCUGCGCCGCCGUCGCCCUGGCCAGGUCCCGUACGACCUGAACCAUUACUCGAUGCCACGGCUGGCUACCCUCGCCGAGCCUUUGCGGCCCAAGCCUGGCAGCACCACCGGCCAGCAGCUGCGCGUGUACGACGAUUUCAUGCGCACCAUGCCCGCAUCGAUGGCAGCCGCAGCUGCCGCCGCCGCACAGGCUCAGGCCCAGUCUGCCGCCGCCGCCGCUGCAGUUGCUGCUGCCGCAGGUGGCGUUGCUGGAGGCGACCCAUCUCUGCAAAAGUCCAUGUUUGGCGAUUCUCUCGCCGGCCCUUCCGCGCCUCUCGAUCCCCGCCUGCUCCAGGCAAUGGAAAAGCGCCUGUCGGACAUGUCCAAGAUGCUGUCGUCGGCCGAGUUUGCCGGCCUGUCGAUUGGCUCGAUUCCGCAGUCGCACGAGGUCAUGGCGCUCAUGCACACCAUCCCGCAGGCCAUCCAGCAAUGCCCGCUGAACGCAGGCCGCGACGAGCUGUCGUGCUCUGUCGCUCGCGAGCUGUUGCGCAUGCUCCUCGAGAGCUCGGUCAAAAUCCUCAAGGAAGCCUGCUUUGGCUUGCUGCACAACAUCAAGGCGCUUUGCAAAAAGAUGCCGUCCGAUUUGACCGCCUGGCUCAUGUUUGCCGACGACGGCUUUAAGACACACGUGGAUGUCGUGGCCGGUCUCCUGCGCGCCCAGCUUCUCUCUGCACCCGAUCUUGACGCGUAUCUUGCCAAGCUGCUGGAGGAUACCCGCCAUGUGGCUGCUGGCGACUUUACGCUCCGCCUCAUUGGCAAGCUGUACCUGACCGACAAGCCCGUGCACACCCCGGCGCCGAUCGAGUUCUUCAACGUUCUCGACAUGCUUGGCAAGAUUGCUCACGUUUCAAACCGCAUGCUGCCUGCGCCGUUGGCGGCCUUGAUUGACCGUGUCCGCGCCCAGAAACUGCAGGCUGGCGCUCAGAUUGGUGGACCUGGCAUGCUGACUCCGCAGCAACAGCAGCAGUUGUUGCUCCAGCAGCAGCAGCAACAACAACAGCAGCAGCAGCAGCAACAACAGCAGCAACAACAGCAGUCGCAAGGCGGCCAACCCCACCAGCAACUGGCCGCCGCUCGCGCAGCAGCAGCCGCAGCAGCAGCGGCGGCGGGUCGCUCGUCCAACCUCGGCUCGACCAUGGGAGCCUUCCUUGGCGCGCAGCAAGGCUCGCCGAUCGCCAGCGCAGUCCCGCAGCCACCGUCCACCUUUGCUGCCGCGGCCAGCGCGAUUGCUUCCGAGUCGUUCGACAUGGCCCGCUCUGGUGCCUUUGCCAACGACCGCUUGGUUGGACCCGAUCCCGAAGAAGGCGCCGCCUUCACCGACCAGGCCGUGUCGCUGUUUGACAUGUUCAUGACGGCCUUCUACACCAACGGCGCCGUGUAUGUCGAGCAACCUUUGCCCAACACGACUACGCCGCUGUUUGCGUCCUUCUUUGCCCGGCUCCAGGACAUGCAGGUCUUCCGCAGCGACGAGCACACACUCCGCGUCAUUCGCACCAUUGUCGAGUAUGUCGUGGAUUUGUACCACCAGGUCGCCGAUCCCGCUUCUCGCCAAGCCCAGCUGCAAAGCCAACUCGGAUCGAACACUGGCCCGCUUUCUCCGGCUGGUGGUGCCACCACGCAGGGCAUGCCCACCGCCCCUUCGCCCGCUUCAUUCUCGGCCGUCGCUGGCGGUGCGGUUGGUGCCAACUCGACCAUUGCUCCUGCCGCCGCCAACACUCCGCCGACCACGUCCAACACGGCGACUGCCGCGGCCUUCUAUGCUGCCAGCAAUGCCGCAGUCAGUGCCAACGUUUCCACCGCGCCGACCGUGGUUGGCGCAGCGUCGGGCACGGUGCUCCACUGGAUUCACCACUCGCCGUACGCCGCCCCUGAUGCCUUUGUCAAGUUCUUCUUUGUGCUCCUGCGCAGCACCGACAUGCUGAGCCCCACCCGCGUCACAUUCAUCCAGAACACACUCAACGCAAUUGCAUCCGUGGCUGCCAAGGAGCACUCCAUCAAGCGCGCCGGCGGCUUCAACCAGCGUCCUUACUUCCGUAUUCUGCAGGGCCUGCUGACCGAUUUCAGCGAUCGCGAUGUGAUUUCGGAAAUCCAGUACCUGCAGUUCUUGUCGCUGUUUAGCAACACGCUCCACGCCAUGCAACCGUCGGCCCUCGAAGGCUUUGCCUUUGCUUGGCUCGAACUGGUGUCGCACCGACUCUACAUGCCAAAGCUGCUGACCAUCAAGGCGGAAAAGGGCUGGCCCGUGCUUCAGCGGCUGUUUAUGGACGUGUUCAACUACCUCGUUCCGUACCUGCGUCGCGACGAGCUGCCGAGCCCUGUCCGUCGACUGUACCGUGGCUUGGUUCGCGUGCUGCUCGUGCUCUUGCACGACUUCCCCGAGUUCUUGUGCGACUACCAUUUCAGCUUCUGCGACGUCAUUCCGACCAAGUGCGUUCAGCUGCGCAAUCUCAUUCUGAGCGCCUUCCCGCGCUCGAUGCGCUUGCCCGAUCCGCUCACGCCCAACUUGAAGGUGGACUUGCUGCCUGAGAUUCAGCUGUCCCCGCAUCUGCCGUCCAACUUCCAUCUGGCCUUGUACAACUCGAGCAUCCACGAGGGCGUGGAGGUCUUUUUGAAGACGCGAGCCCCCAUCUCAUUCCUGAUGGAUCUUCGCAGCAGUCUCCUCCUCCCCGAGAGCGAAGUCGCCGCCGCUGGCACAAAGUACAACGUCCCGCUCAUCAACUCGCUCGUUGUUUACGUUGGCUGCCACGCACUCGUGGCCAUCCGCCAGGUACCGACCCAGAGCGGCCAAGCGCAAGCCAUCAUGCACAACCCGGCAAUGGACAUUUACCAACAGCUCGCUGUCGAUCUCGACGCUGAGGGGCGAUACCUCUACUUUACUGCCAUUGCCAACCAGCUGCGCUUCCCGUGCAACCACACCCACUACUUUAGCUUUGUGCUACUGUCACUCUUCUCCCAAGCAAGCCAAGAGAUCAUCCAGGAGCAAAUCACGCGCGUCCUUCUCGAGCGCUUGCUUGCCAACCGCCCCCACCCAUGGGGCAUUCUCAUCACCUUCAUUGAGCUCAUCAAAAACCGCGAUUACAACUUUUGGUCGCGUUCGUUCGUUCGCUGCGCCCCUGAAAUUGAGCGUCUCUUCGAGUCGGUUGCCAAGGUCGUUCUCGGCCCGUCGCGCACCCGACUGCCGCACGAAGCAGGCUCUAUUCUCGAUCAGCAGCGCUCGUUCGAGUAAAGCGCAAUCUUUUUUCAAGCAAUGUCCAUUGGAACUUUUUCUUUUCGCCGGCCACUACUACGACACGGGCAUUGUUUUGGCGACCAAUGCUUGUUCUAACUCUGGCUUUGUUUCAUGACAUUUGCAAAAAGGUUGCUCACACCCACUCUUUUGUUGCUCUUCCCCCCUUCAUUUUUCGUUCUGCUUUGGUCUGUCAUGUAUAAGGCGUCUUUUUUGUUCUUUGUUAUGUCUCUCUUCCCAUUUUUUUUCUUUUCUGCCCUUAAAAGUGUAUCGUUGGUUUUUUUUUUUGUACUUUUAGCGCUUCCAUUCCGGAAUAAUUCAAUAAAAUCGAAAUGUC
Messenger RNA from Capsaspora owczarzaki ATCC 30864, 9155 nucleotides. Its product is annotated as CCR4-Not complex component Not1. Lineage: Eukaryota; Filasterea; Ministeriida; Capsasporidae. The record is from RefSeq and is a predicted model, not a curated record. Gene Ontology annotation, molecular function: molecular adaptor activity. Gene Ontology annotation, biological process: nuclear-transcribed mRNA catabolic process, deadenylation-dependent decay. The transcript is spliced from 2 exons. Gene Ontology annotation, cellular component: CCR4-NOT core complex; P-body. Bases 194 to 8818 code for a protein of 2874 amino acids.